UGUGGAAUCCACCUGAAACAUCCCGGGGUCCUGGAGAAGCAAUCUGCACGGAAUUGAGAGUUCUGUGCUUGUCUGGGUGGCUGAGAAACAGUUCUGGUGCCAUCAGUGCCCUACCCUGGGUCUGUAGGCAGCUCCCUUCAGCCAAAGCUCAGCUCUGAAGGUGCUGUGGUGGAGUGAAGUGUCUGUGUGCAGUCCUGACAGUCACUCAUCAUCCUCAGAGAGCUUGGAGUUACUUUUCCUCGUGCUCCCUCCUCUCCAGCAUCAGGGACAAUGCUGUGUGAGUCAGAGGCACGGAUGGCACUCGCUGAACCAGUCCCCAUGGCUUAUUGUAAUUCAGCUCCAGAAGGGAACUGUGAGGUGUCACUGAGUGAUGUACUGCUCAACUCUUCACCCAGAACUCCUGAGCCCCACAACAUCGAGCCAGGGGAAGAUUCCAACAUGGAGAGACACCAGCUGGACUCAGUUGAUCCCAAAGCAGCCUCCUCCUCUCCUGCCUCUAGAGUGUGGACAACACAUCGGGAUGGGGAGGUCAAGCUGAGGAUGGAAGACCAGGGAAUAGGCAGUGAACCACCAAAGACUGUUCACCAGCUCUUCCAGGAAACUGUCAAUAAAUAUGGGGACUAUUAUGCCCUUGCAUCCAAAAAAGGUGGCCAGUGGGUCAAACUAACAUACAAAAUGUACUAUGAUGAGUGCUGUAAAGCAGCAAAAAGCUUUCUGAAGCUGGGGCUGCAGCGUUUCCAUGGAGUGGGCAUCCUGGGAUUUAAUUCUGCUGAGUGGUUCAUUGCUGACAUUGGAGCAAUCCUUGCAGGGGGAUUUGCUGUUGGGAUCUACACAACAAACUCUCCCGAGGCCUGUCACUAUGUGGCAGAGAACUGCAGUGCUGAUGUUAUAGUGGUGGAAAACCAGAAACAGCUGCAGAAAAUCUUAGAAAUUGAGGAUAGACUACCUCAGCUGAAGGCCAUUGUCCAGUACGGGGAAGAGAUAAAGGAGAAGAGACCAAAUCUGUACUCGUGGAGUGAGUUCAUGGAGCUGGGCAGGGAUGUCCCAGACACUCUGCUCCACUUGGCCAUCGCGGCGCAGAAGCCCAACCAGUGCUGCACCCUCAUCUACACCUCGGGGACCACGGGGCAGCCCAAGGGGGUCAUGCUCAGCCACGACAAUCUGACGUGGACAGCGGCAGUGGCCGGACGGUCCAUCAUGCUCACGGACCCCAAGGAGAGGCAGGAGCAGGUGAUCAGUUACCUGCCCCUCAGCCACAUCGCUGCCCAGAUGUCUGAUAUCUGGUCAGCCAUGACCUUUGGAGUGCAAGUUUACUUUGCUCAGCCAGAUGCAUUGAAGGGCAGCUUGGUGGAGACCCUGAGGGAAGUGAGGCCAACUGCUUUUCUGGGGGUUCCUCGUGUCUGGGAAAAAAUGGAAGAAAAGAUGAAAUCCAUAGGGAUGAAAUCAUCGGCACUGCGGAGGAAAGUGGCCUCGUGGGCCAAGGGAGUGGGGCUGCAGACCAACCUGAAGAGGAUGAAUGGGUAUUCUGAGGUGCCGGUGAACUUCCGCCUGGCCAAACACCUGGUGUACAGGAAGGUGAGGAAGGCCCUGGGGCUGGACCGGUGCACCAAGUGCUACACAGGAGCUGCUCCCAUCACCAGAGAGACCCUGGAAUUCUUUCUGAGCCUGAACAUUCCCGUGUUGGAGCUGUAUGGGAUGAGUGAGAGCUCUGGGCCUCACACCAUCUCCCUCCCUCAUGCCUUCAAGCUCACCAGCUGUGGGAAGGAACUCUCAGGCUGCCGGACCCUCAUUCAUAAGCCAGACAGGGAUGGCAUUGGGGAGAUCUGCUUCUCAGGGAGGCACAUCUUCAUGGGCUACUUGAACAUGGAGGACAAAACCAAAGAGGCCAUUGAUGAGGAUGGGUGGCUGCACUCAGGUGACCUGGGCAAGCAUGACAAAGAUGGAUUCCUCUACAUCACAGGCAGAAUUAAAGAGCUCAUCAUCACUGCGGGAGGGGAGAACGUUCCUCCCGUUCCGAUUGAGGAUGCCGUCAAAAAUGCUGUUCCCAUCAUCAGCAAUGCCAUGUUGGUUGGGGACAAAGCCAAAUUCCUGUCAAUGCUUCUGACACUAAAGUGCAAGGUGGAUGCGGAGACAGGUGAACCGGGGGAUGAGCUCACUCCAGAGGCUCUGGAAUACUGUCAGAAACUGGGCAGCAAGGCCACAAAGGUCUCUGAAAUCAUCAGCAGCAAAGACAAGGCCAUCUACGCCGCCAUCCAGAAAGGCAUCACAGCGGUCAAUGAGGGAGCCACCUCCAAUGCCCAGAAAGUCCAGAAGUGGGUCCUUCUGGAGAAGGACUUUUCCCUCUUUGGUGGAGAGCUUGGUGAGUGAUGGGUGAGGCAUCUGGGGUCCCCCAU
Messenger RNA from Lepidothrix coronata (blue-crowned manakin), 2393 nucleotides. It is a transcript of the gene ACSBG2, whose product is annotated as acyl-CoA synthetase bubblegum family member 2. Bases 271 to 2367 code for a protein of 698 amino acids. Gene Ontology annotation, molecular function: long-chain fatty acid-CoA ligase activity. The record is from RefSeq and is a predicted model, not a curated record. Lineage: Eukaryota; Metazoa; Chordata; Aves; Passeriformes; Pipridae. The transcript is spliced from 14 exons. Gene Ontology annotation, cellular component: membrane; endoplasmic reticulum.